This is a messenger RNA of Cannabis sativa, 2253 nucleotides long. RefSeq names its product protein DETOXIFICATION 44, chloroplastic. Lineage: Eukaryota; Viridiplantae; Streptophyta; Magnoliopsida; Rosales; Cannabaceae. Gene Ontology annotation, molecular function: xenobiotic transmembrane transporter activity; antiporter activity. Gene Ontology annotation, biological process: transmembrane transport. The transcript has 13 exons. Gene Ontology annotation, cellular component: membrane. Bases 150 to 1805 code for a protein of 551 amino acids. The record is from RefSeq and is a predicted model, not a curated record.
UUAAUAAAUUAAAAAAUUAUCGUUGCCACACGCUUAUAGAUUCAUCUAAGAUUCUUUUCUUACAUUUUCUCUUCACUUUCUCAGUUACCAAACAGAUUCACUGCCUUUAAUAUUUUCUUAUCAUAUUUUUUCUCGGAGAAAAUUCAACAAUGGCGUUGAAUUUCUCCCAGAAACUCCUUUGUUUACACACAGUACACACUCACAAAACCAAUCCACUUUCCAAAUCCCAAUCCAUUGUCCGAAACCCUAUCUGCUCAGUUCGUUUCCGGAAUCGUUCGCUGCUCAAAUCAUCGCCUCAGAAGAACUCGACCACUUCGAAAGAGCCUGAACUCGAAAUCACUCCCGGGGAUGACACGCCGCCUCGACUGUCGAUUUCCGAUUCCGGUUUUUCUAGCCUUCGUCGUUUCAGUGAUGGGAUUUUUAAGUUUGAGGGACUCUUUCCGGAGAUAAUGUCAAUUGCUUUGCCUGCUGCUUUGGCUCUUGCUGCUGAUCCCAUUACAUCGUUGGUUGAUACAGGAUUUGUUGGCCAUAUAGGGUCUGCUGAAUUGGCUGCGGUUGGGGUGUCUGUUACGGUGUUCAAUGUAAUUGCUAAGUUCUUUAAUGUUCCGUUGCUCAAUGUCACAACAUCUUUCGUUGCUGAAGAGCAGGCAUCUGCUAACAAGAGCAAUGAAAAUUUAUCCCAAAUUGGUUAUGAUUUCCAGGGCGAACGCCAGAGCAAGACAUACCUUCCAUCAGUAUCAACUUCGUUAUCACUAGCUGCUAUUAUUGGCAUUGCUGAAGCUGUCGCUCUCUUCCUUGGGUCGGGCUUCAUUAUGAAUAUCAUGGGUGUACCAGUUGAUUCACCAAUGUGGAUACCUGCUCAAAAGUUUCUUACCUUAAGAGCCUUUGGUGCUCCACCAAUUGUAAUUGCACUUGCUGCACAAGGCACAUUUCGUGGAUUUAAGGAUACCAAGACUCCUCUUUAUGCAAUAGUUGCUGGCAACCUGCUUAAUGCUAUAUUGGAUCCAAUUUUGAUCUUCAGUUUUGGACUAGGGAUUGAGGGUGCAGCAAUUUCUACUGUGAUUUCUGAAUAUUUGAUUGCUUUUAUUCUUCUCUGGAAAUUGAGUGGAGAAAUGUUGUUAAUCCCUGCUAACAUCGAUGGGAGAAGAAUUUUCAAGUAUCUCACAUCUGGCGGUCUUCUUGUUGGUAGAACCAUAGCAGUGCUUACGCCUAUAACACUAGCUACAUCCAUGGCAGCCCGAGAAGGUCCCAUAAAUAUGGCUGGCUACCAAAUAUGCACUGAAGUUUGGUUGGCAAUAUCUCUGCUUACCGAUGCUUUGGCACUUGCUGGUCAGACGCUUCUUGCAAGUGGUUAUUCUGAAAGAAAUUAUGAACAAUCCCGCCGGGUGAUUUACAGCAUUCUCCAGAUAGGCUUAGUGAUGGGAACAGGCCUGGCCAUUAUAUUAUUUCUUGGGUUUGGUGCUUUUUCUAGCUUAUUCACCACAGAUUCAGAAGUUUUGGAUGUUGCCUUGUCUGGUUCACUGUUCGUUGCUGCAUCCCAACCAAUGAAUGCAUUGGCAUUUGUUAUUGAUGGACUCUAUUAUGGAGUUUCAGACUUUGCAUAUGCUGCAUAUUCCAUGGUGUUUGCUGGACUUAUUUCUUCUGUCUUCAUUCUGGCUGCUGCUCCUGCAUUUGGUCUAGCUGGAAUCUGGGCUGGGUUGUUUCUCUUCAUGACAUUGCGUGUAGGAGCUGGAAUUUGGAGGUUGAGCACGAAAAGUGGACCUUGGGAAAGGAUAUGGGACACACCAGAAUUGGAAAGUGAAUGAGAUGUGGUGGAAUUCUCUGAUUCUUGUGUUGAAGUUGUAGGAAUUGCGACGAGACGUAUAAUUUAUUUUACACUCGGACCAACAAGCAGCCUUAGCUUUCACACUGUUACACGAGUUGCAUUGCAUCAUGGUGUGCUCAAAGACCCAAUUCUUUUGUCAUCCAGAUGAAUUGGAUUUGCUUUUAGUGAGGUUCUAACCAACCAUUCAUUUAGUUGCACAAUGGGUCAAUUGAGGAGAUUCAAGAACAACUUGGUUUGUAUUCCUUGCCAGGUUCUUGAUUCUUUUUUCACUAUUGGUGUACAUAUUAUUUUUAUGUUCUCUUUAGCAGUAGCUUCACAUAGAUCAUAUACCUAAGAGGUACUUGUAAUAGAACUGCCAUUUAUUGACUGUAAAUAGCUACACGCUCUUGUAAAGGAGAGAAUAAAAAAUAGGGUAAUUAGUGGCGAAA